Messenger RNA from Sphenostylis stenocarpa, 573 nucleotides. The record is from the annotation of a GenBank genome assembly. NCBI's taxonomy places the organism in Eukaryota, Viridiplantae, Streptophyta, Magnoliopsida, Fabales, Fabaceae.
AUGAUGAUGCAGGAAGAAGGGUGGCCUCUGGGAUUGAGAUUCUUGAAUUCUGGACUUGGGCUGGUAAGAAAUGGUUCUGGGUCAGCCUCCUUCAGCACUGUGCUCACUGCUUCUCACACCCCUUCAACUGAUUCUUCCUCAGAUCUUGACACGGAGUCCACUGGAUCAUUCUUCCGUGACAAUAGCAUCACACUUGGCAACCUCAUUGGUAUUUCUAACUUCUUAGAACUGUCAAGGAGAUCAACAAGAGGAAGAAUGGUGGAACCCUCAAAGGACAACAAAAAGAUUCACAAGCUGAAGCCUUGGUUGUUUUCACUUUGUUCAAGACUAAGUACUGAUGCAGUGAGUGCGAACGAUGCCCCCUCUCUUGCUCACUACCUCGAAGCUGAGAGAAGAGCAGCAAGUACAUAUAGAAGGAACCAGUGUUCUACCACUUACGGACCCAAUGGUUUCUCCCCUAUUCAUGAUUCAGCCUCACUAUUAGUGGGUAGCCAGACUGAUCAUUGGCCAUCUGCUUCAUUGGGUGAUGAUGUUGGAAAUGAACAUGAUCCUAACAGUGAACUGGAAGAAUGA